This is a messenger RNA of Lottia gigantea (owl limpet), 312 nucleotides long. RefSeq lists its product as hypothetical. Gene Ontology annotation, biological process: inosine biosynthetic process; adenosine catabolic process. NCBI's taxonomy places the organism in Eukaryota, Metazoa, Mollusca, Gastropoda, Lottiidae. The transcript has 2 exons. Gene Ontology annotation, molecular function: adenosine deaminase activity. The record is from RefSeq and is a predicted model, not a curated record. Bases 1 to 312 code for a protein of 103 amino acids.
AUGAAAUGGUUAGUCGAUGACAUCAGAAACCAUCCCGGGGCAAUACUGAUGACUAAAAAGUUCCCUGUAGUGGUAAGCUCGGACGACCCCGCUGUAUGGGGAGCAAAACCCUUAUCACAUGAUUUUUACAUGGCUUUUAUGGGUAUGUGUGGUGCCGAUGAAGGAAUCGCCAUAUUAAAACAGUUAGCAUACAACUCCAUACAGGACACGGUUGUCAAAACAUUUGCUUUAUCAUCUGAUAGAUCAGACCAAGAAUCUCAUGAAAUGUCUAUGGGUGAUGCCAUUUUGAAUAAACUGCGGUGUUAUGAUUAA